This is a messenger RNA of Gasterosteus aculeatus aculeatus (three-spined stickleback), 3439 nucleotides long. RefSeq names its product solute carrier family 35 member F3b (gene slc35f3b). The record is from RefSeq and is a predicted model, not a curated record. Gene Ontology annotation, cellular component: membrane. Lineage: Eukaryota; Metazoa; Chordata; Actinopteri; Perciformes; Gasterosteidae.
AUGUACGGUGAUGGAGAGGGCACCGUGUGGGACCGGGUCGCUCGGCCGCACCGGGACUGCAUGUGCUACCUCGGACCUCCUACUUCUUUGAUGCCCAUCGGGAUGCGCAAGUCCCCCGAUGUGAGCCCGAGAAGGCUUUCGGACAUCAGCCCUCAGCUCAGACAGCUCAAGUACCUGGUAGUGGACGAAGCCAUCAAAGAGGACCUCAAGUCCUCGCGCAGCGUGGAGGACAUCAACAGCGCGUCCAUAGAAGAGCGAAUACUGCGAAUCACCGGCUAUUAUGGAUAUCAGCCUUGGAGUGCCAGCUACAAGAGCGAAGACCGCCCCAGGGAGAAUGUGGUGGGCACCACGGACCCACAGGCGGCCGCCGGAGCGGCGGGAGCGGACUCCGGCUCCAGCAAGCGGAAGCUCCACUGCUGCAUCCGAGUGACCACCGUGCAGGUGCGGAAGGCCCUGUGGGGGGUCGUCAUGGUGAUAUGCGUGUGCUCCUCCUGGGCCGGCUCCACCCAGCUGGCCAAGCUGACCUUCAAGCAGUUUGACGCCCCCUUCACCCUCACCUGGUUCGCCACCUCCUGGAACUGCCUCUUCUUCCCCCUCUACUACAUCGGCCAUAUGUGCAAGAGUCCAGAGAGGCAGACGCCCAGACAGAGAUUCAGGGAGUGCUGUAGGUUUUUCGGGGACGACGGGCUCACACCCAAGGUGUUUUUCACCAAGAUGGCUCCGUUCGGCCUGCUGUGGAUCCUCACCAACUACCUGUACCUGCAGGCCCUCAGGAAGAUCAACACAACGGACGUGUCGGCGCUCUUCUGUUGUAACAAGGCCUUUGUCUUCCUGCUGUCCUGGAUCGUACUCAGAGACCGCUUCAUGGGGGUCAGGAUAGUAGCGGCUAUCUUGGCCAUAGCAGGAAUCGUAAUGAUGACGUAUGCUGAUGGAUUCCACAGCCAUUCAGUCAUCGGCAUUACUUUAGUCGUGGCCUCUGCUUCGAUGUCAGCGCUCUACAAGGUGCUCUUCAAGAUGGUCCUGGGCAGUGCUAAAUUUGGAGAGGCUGCACUCUUUCUGAGCAUUGUCGGAAGCGCCAACUUUGUCUUCAUCAGCUUCGUGCCGGUCAUCCUGUAUUUCACACACGUGGAGUACACCAGCUCACUCGCAGACAUCCCCUGGGCCUUCCUCUGCGGGGUCGCAGGCCUGCAGUUCGCUUUCAACGUCCUGGUGAACUUCGGCAUUGCGAUGACGUACCCAAAAUUAAUCUCCCUUGGUAUCGUCCUAAGUGUUCCUGUAAAUGCCAUGGUGGACCUCUACACGUGUGAAAUUAACUUCAACACAGUGCGCCUCAUUGCCGUGUUCAUCAUUUGCCUGGGUUUCCUCAUGCUGCUGUUACCCGAGGACUGGGACCAGUGCAUCAUCCAGCUCAGCACCAAGCUGCGCAAGCGGGACGAGCCAGCAGAGGGCAGCGUAGAGGCAGGCGCCACCACGGGGCUCAACUGGAGGGGAAGAGCCAGGACCUCCAUGUCAACAUUUGCACAUUGACUCCGGUGAAAUUGUACCAUGCAAACAGCUACCCGACACACAGGCCGACAACGGGACGGAGACACGAAAACACCUCUCAAUGGAGGAUGUCUGCUGGCCUGCCCUCCAUCCAAGUAGCGCUCCGAAUGGGCAAAAAAACUGCUCUCUGAUCAGUAACAUGAGGCUUGAGGCACCGACUGCGUAACAUUUAUUGGGUGUCCACUCCGCAGAGAAGUUAUCAGAGUUGCUGCAUGGAUAUAUUAAUACGUGUUACCCUCCUUUCCCAAAAGAUGAUCAGGAUCAACUGAUUUGAGUCAUGUAUUCCUUCUGUUCGUAACCAUUCCAUGGAUUUUCUACAUCCUUGCACCCGGGAAGACUUGCCAACUUGCCUAAUAUCGUUCAAUUCUGAAGAAUUUUUUGGACGCAGGCCUAAAGCCAUGUGGACUUACUUAUGUUAUGUAAACAUUUACAGUACACACCUUUAUGAUCCAAAGAAGAAUGCCUAACAUGCUAAAUGCCUGGGAAAAAAAGGGAGCCCAUGGAGGCUUCCUUCAGGUGUAAACGUAAUGACAAACACCUGCCUUUGUGCACUGUACAUAGCUGUGUAUCACACCGUGGAUGUCCUGUGGACCCAAUGGGCUCAUUUGGUGUGAAGGGACUUGUCUGAAAUGCAAAGGAUCAAUCUGAGGUGAAAAAGCUUUCGCAACCCCUCUCUGUCAGUCCAUCCCGAGACGACAGGUCCUUUUUUGGCCACCACUGAUUGGCCACCGGCCGUCAUGUGCUUUCCUCGGGCUGAACUCCCACCCAUUGAUCAGGCUCACAAGUUGAGUCACGACAGAUCUAAAACCGGUAUCUGUGCUGUCCGGCCUUGCAUUUCCCGUUGCUGGGACAGUUUGUCAACCAAACAUAAGGACAGGUCUCAUGAUUAAAAUAUUAUGAAAAGUGUAACUGUCCAUGCGUUACUAAAACUAUUAACUGGCCCAUAUUAUUAACUAUUGCGUCGCGUAUACAAAUCUUUCGAGGGAUUGAAAGCUUAUGAAAGCUCAUGAUUAUUAGUAAAGACCGACAUGAAAACUACCCCUUUGAUAACUUUGAGAAUCACCCUUAGCUUUAACUGAGUCUCCCUCUGAAGCCUCUCAACUUUGACAUAUAUGCACACAAAAUCAAUCUGCCACAAUUUCACUCACACUGUCCACACCCCCUCCCCGCUACAAAUAACAGAAAGAUGACUCACCGCGGAUGGAGACAAGGUGCGGUAACACAUGAGCUUCACUCAAAAACCGUCUUACCGUAUUGGUUUCCAUCCACCACCUUUCUGAGGCGAGAUAACAACCACGAUGACCCCGAGCUGGACGGAGGCACGCGCCUUGCAAAGCUACUGGUGGGAUCUCUGCCUUGUUGUGAAUGUAUGAACAUCACUCGACCACACACGCUCGCUACGUGCCAUCAGUUGGUUAUUUUUUUACAGUGCCACCACAGACUGCUGCAGGGACACUUUAAUGUUAUCUUUCUUGUAGUCAUCAGAUCUGAUCUUAAUUCAUGUUUUUUUUAAAUAUUUGUUCUGCAUUUGGUCGCUGAAACUUGAGAGGACAGCGAGAGACAUCUGCAGGACGAGCAUGCCCAUACUGUGUGAGCAGAUGCAGCUGAAGUCCACUUCACUGCCUUUACUUUGUUUCGCAAUAGAAAACAUUAGCACUGUUUCCCAUUGUCAUGAUCUAUGACAAUAAAUGAUAAUAUUGUAUUCCUCUGGAAUUAUCGCUGGACAUAAAUGUAAACCUUUGUAAGGAAUGAUUUUUACACUGAGAUGCAACAUAUGAUUACUAAUGGGAGUAGGAGAUAUUUAGAGCGGGAAUAACGUGGUGGCUUUAUUAGAAUCAACUGUUGGGUGUCUUCAAGUGUAAACACAUGUACUAUAUAAAAUAUUUCUUUUCAA